Molecule: messenger RNA, 2397 nt
Organism: Coregonus clupeaformis (lake whitefish)
Lineage: Eukaryota; Metazoa; Chordata; Actinopteri; Salmoniformes; Salmonidae
Product: F-box/LRR-repeat protein 14
Exons: 1
Coding region: 543-1745 (400 amino acids)
Biological process (GO): SCF-dependent proteasomal ubiquitin-dependent protein catabolic process
Cellular component (GO): SCF ubiquitin ligase complex
Molecular function (GO): protein binding
Source: RefSeq, a predicted model, not a curated record
AAGGCAGGCAGGAAGCCCUUCGGCUUGGCAAUGCGUGCGAGUGGAGAGAGCGCAAAUGCAAACUGAAACCCCACUCCUUUUCUGAUAACGGAGAGGAAGAGAGACAGAGAGAAGAAGCAGACUGGAAUUCCAACCCUCCGUGUAUUUAUGAUAGUUUAAAGGUCUCUUUUGAAAAUGUAUGACCGUUUGGAUCCUCGGCGCGAGCCUAGACGUGUUUCUAAAGGCAUCAUAGGCAGCGUCGUCUGACCAAGGAGGGCUCGGGCGCUUUCCGUUCCUAUCCUUCGCUUCCCCCCUCUUGGUGAGGGGCUAUAUUGGAACAAGGUUUUGGGGCUUUUUGCAUUUGAAUCCUACUGCGCAACCAGACGGAUCACGUGGGAUGUGGAGUUGAUCGAUUUGCACCGUUAAAUGUGAAAAGAGAAACGUGGAAAGGUCUGUUAAAAUACCAUAACCGCUUUCUUCUGGAUUACGGGGGACUCUACUUUUACCGAGGGAAAUACACCGGUGGGCUCGGGGAACCGGAGUGAUUUUUAUGCCUGUUUAAAAUGGAGACGCACAUAUCGUGCCUCUUUCCGGAAAUUUUAGCCAUGAUUUUCAGCUACUUGGAUGUAAGGGACAAAGGCAGGGUGGCCCAAGUGUGCGCUGCUUGGAGGGACGCUUCCUACCACAAGUCGGUGUGGAGGGGGGUGGAAGCCAAGCUGCAUCUGCGACGGGCCAAUCCUUCUCUCUUCCCCAGCCUACAGGCCCGCGGAAUCCGGAGAGUACAGAUCCUCAGCCUGCGGCGGAGCCUCAGCUACGUGAUCCAGGGGAUGCCAAACAUCGAGAGCCUGAACCUGAGUGGCUGCUAUAACUUAACGGAUAACGGCCUGGGGCACGCGUUCGUCCAGGAGAUCCCUUCCCUUCGGGUUCUGAACCUUAGUCUGUGUAAACAGAUCACGGACUCCAGCCUGGGCCGGAUCGCCCAGUAUCUGAAGAACCUGGAGGUUCUGGAGCUGGGCGGGUGUAGUAACAUCACCAACACGGGGUUGUUGCUCAUAGCGUGGGGCUUACACCGGCUCAAGAGCCUCAACCUCCGCAGCUGCCGGCAUGUUUCUGAUGUGGGCAUCGGGCACCUGGCGGGCAUGACCCGCAGCGCAGCUGAGGGCUGUCUCAACCUGGAAUACCUGACGCUGCAGGACUGUCAGAAACUUACGGAUCUGUCCCUCAAGCACAUCUCGAAGGGCCUGGCUAAACUCAAAGUUCUCAACCUGAGUUUCUGUGGCGGGAUCUCUGAUGCGGGUAUGAUCCACCUCUCCCACAUGACCAGCCUCUGGAGCCUUAACCUGCGCUCCUGCGACAACAUCAGUGACACGGGCAUCAUGCACCUGGCCAUGGGCACGCUGCGGCUCUCCGGGCUAGACAUGUCCUUCUGUGACAAGAUAGGGGACCAGAGUCUGGCUUACAUCGCUCAGGGCCUGUACCAGCUCAAAUCCCUGUCCCUGUGCUCGUGCCACAUUAGUGACGAUGGCAUCAACAGGAUGGUGCGCCAGAUGCACGAGCUGAGAACCCUGAACAUUGGACAGUGCGUGCGGAUUACAGACAAAGGACUGGAGCUCAUCGCCGACCACUUGACUCAGUUGACGGGGAUCGAUCUGUAUGGAUGUACUAAAAUCACGAAACGGGGACUGGAAAGGAUAACGCAGCUCCCAUGCCUUAAAGUUUUGAAUCUGGGACUUUGGCAGAUGACGGAGAGUGAAAAAGUGAGGUGAAACUAAUUUGGCGAGGAUUAGUUGGGGAGGGGGACACACAGAGGAGAGGGGGUAACGGAGCAGGAGACCAGUGGGCGGGGAAAUGUUCCUUACAAAAAAAAUCCUCUGUUCGCAAUCUCGUCGUAGUUGGAUAUUUUCUCUUUAAAUGUAACUUAAAGCUACAAAACUGUGAUUUUAAAAUAUGUUGCGCGAUUUUAGGCCUAAUCAUCAUCAAAUGCAUGUUUUCAUUAUUAACAACACAAUAUCCCGCCCCCGCAAUAUUAAGACAAACAACUUUUUUUUAAAUUCCUAAAGGAGUCGCAAUAUUUAACUUCAACCUCUCCAACUAUCGCGCCUAAUACAUUUGGCUACCUCGUUUAUCAAUGUGUUGUAAUGAAUCAAUGUAUUCUUAAAAAGAAAGAGAGAGAAGAGGAGAGAAAUUGUGCCUAUAGACUGGAGUAGUCCCCUCCCCCAACGCGUCUCACGCUUGGAGAAUCCUAGCAGCAAAAAAGAAAGGCUCUAACUACCUUUGUGUUAAUUUGCCCAGAAACGCUUAACAAUGAAGAAGAGAAACGAACAGAGUUUCGUUUAAAAGGACUGCUCACAUUCUGACAAAAAAUAGCGACUUUAUGCAAAUUAAAACGGAUUAAAUACUGGUUUGUAUCCGAAAUCA